ACGUCCAGUUCUGAUGGACAUUGCGCGAGUUGUCGAAUUCGAGGAUGGCGCUGCCUUUGCGGGCUGGGGGUGCCGUGCGCUCGUUGGGCUGCCCGUCGACACCAGCAAGGAUGGGCAACGCGUCGAGCCUGUCGCCGGAGCGCAUCGCGCUCGUCCAGGGCGCGCUGGGCUACCUCGCCUUCGGGGAGUGCGUCGUCGCGCUCCGGAUCUUCCCGGACGGCGCGUUCCUCGCGCCGGCGAAGCCCUUCUGGCAGUGGAUGGUCGAGCGCCUCGCGGCGGAGCGGUGCCUGCGCACCGUCGGGCCCGACCGCUUCGAGCUCCUCGGCGUGAACGGCUGGCGCGGCUGCUUCGAGCGGCUCUGGCAGAGCCGCCACGGCGUCGUCGCGAGCCCCGCGCUCGACGGCGGGCCGCGCGGCGCCUGGCGCACGAUGCGCUGCGUCGUCCGCGUGCGGCCGGCGGCGGGCGCCGCCGCCGCCGCGGCGGACCGGCCGCCGCCGGAGGUCACCGUGCCGCUGCACCAGCGCGUGGCGCUCCUGCGGCGCCGGGGCCUCUCCGCGGCGGACGCCAAGGCCAAGGCCGUGGCCAUGAAGAAGGGCGGCCUCCGCGCGACGAUCUGCGGCCACGACGACGCGCGCGUGCACGCGCUCGCGCCCUACGUCGGCGCGAAGACCUACGACUUCGACCGCGUCCUCGGCGCGGCGGCGACCCAAGAAGACGUCUGGAAGCUCGCCUUUCCCGUCGUCCACGACGCGCUCAACGGCCGCGACGGCUGCGUCUUCGCCUACGGCCAGAGCGGCUCCGGCAAGACGCACACCAUGUUCGACGCCGCGGGCGGCCACCCGGGCCUCGUCGCGCGCGCGCUCGGCGAGCUCGUGUCGGCCGCGCCGCGGGGCUGGGCCGUCGUCGCGACCUACGUCGAGGUCUUCGGCGACGACCUCACGGACCUGCUCUCGGGCGCCAGGAUCCGGAGCGAGCGCCGCGCUCAAACCGCGCGGCUCGCCGGGGUCGCGGCCGUCGACGCCUUCCUCGCGGAGGGCGCCGCGCGGAAGCGCGCCGCGGCGACGAUGCUGAACCUGCGGUCGACGCGCGCGCACGCCGUCGUGUCCGCGCGGCUCGUCCGCGACGACGACGCCGUCGUGUCGACGCUCGUGCUCGUGGACCUGGGAGGCUCGGAGCGCGUCGAGCGGUCCAAGGUCAACGAGAACUUGCUCGCGCCCGGCGGCGUCGCGUCGAACAACGUCGAGAGCCGCAACACGUGGAAGGACUACUACGCCGCGCGCGGGCGGCUCCAGGAGACGACGCGGAUCAACCUCGGGCUCCUGGCGCUCAAGCGGUGCGUGACCGCGCUCCUCGAGGACGGCGCGGCGCGCGUGCCCUUCAUGGACUCGAAGCUCACGCAGCUGCUGGAAAAGCCGCUGUCGUCGCGGAGCGUCUGCGCGGUGAUCUGCGUCGGCCGCGAGGACGCGCACGCCGCGGAGAGCAUCGAGAGCCUCAACUUCGGCGAGGGCCUCCGGCGGCUCCGCGGCGACGGCGAGGCGCGCGGCGGCGCCGGCGCGGCCAUCUCCGCGGCGCUGCGGGCCAUCGACGCGCGCGCGGCGGAGCUCCAGCGGCUCAUCGCGGCGAAGGAGCGCUGGGAGUGGCGCGACGCGGAGCGGACGGACGUCGUCGACGAGAUGGACACGGGCGGCGCGGUCCUCGUCGACGAGGCCAUGGAGAUGGGCGGCACGGGGGCCAUCGAGAUUCUUGCCGACGACGGCAAGAGCACGAAGGUCGCCCACGCCCACACGGUCCGCGGCCAGGUCAUCGUCGGCGCGGAGGCCGAGAACCGCGAGCUCGAGGCGCUCCUCGACCAGCGGCGCGCGCUCCUGGGGGAGAGUUUCGAGGGCCUCCGCAUCCGGCGGGCCGGCGGCGGCCUCCGCGCGCACGAGACCCAGAUUCUCGAAAGCGCCGCUGUCGCCUCCGCGACGCUCUCCGCGAUCGAGGAAGAACGGGGCGACGUCGCGGCCGCUUCGCCGGCUUCGGGCUCCGAGAAAUGGACCUGCGCGUGGUUCCGACGCAUGGAUGCGGUCGUGACCGAGAUGCGGUGGGUCAUGCUCUUCAGUUGCUUCCGGGCGAUGUCUCGGAGCUCGCGGGGCGUCGCGCCCGCGAGCUCGAGCGUGACCGCGGUGACCGUGAGCAGCACGGUGCAGAUCCCGAAGAAGACCAUGACCAUGGAGAAGACGGUCCCCUGGAAGAGGUCCCCCGGCUGCCCGGAUUGCUCCUCCAUCUUCUUCGUGACGAAUAUCAUCAGGCACAUGAAGAAGAUGAUGACGAUCUGGGUCUGA
Messenger RNA from Aureococcus anophagefferens, 2324 nucleotides. RefSeq names its product expressed protein. Lineage: Eukaryota; Pelagophyceae; Pelagomonadales; Pelagomonadaceae. The transcript is spliced from 3 exons. The annotation marks the transcript as partial. The record is from RefSeq and is a predicted model, not a curated record.